CAACAGGUCCUACCACGGCCCAAGUUAUCUGUCCAGUUUCCGCCUGUUCAUCCCGGCAUUGCAUUACUCCAACUUUUGGGCCUUGCUGCUUGUUGAACCGAGGGGAACGGGCUAAAGUGAAGUCCCUAGACGCGAGGCUCGGAGCGAUCGACUCCAUCGACCAACGACAUCCCGUUCCAUCCGUUCGAUACCCUCGACAACCUCCUGUCGCGUGCGCCAAUCUCCACCGAACGUCCCGGCUGCUCCGCGCCGUGAGAAUCGCAUCGACAUGCCGAGCGUACAAAGCUUCAACACCGUUAGAGCCCGGUCCUAUGUGUCCCGGCUUCCGCUCUUCACUCGGAUAAUAGUGGUGAUAAUUUUCGCCUUCUGGGCGGCUGGAUUCCAGUCGGUGUUGGACUUGCAGAAAUGGGGAGCCCUGAUCCCUGAUCAGAUCAGCAUUACCGCAGCAUACCGACUAUCGACGUUCCCAUUAAUCCAUUUGAACUUCAUCCAUGCGCUCCUCAACGUGCUGGCCUUGACGCCGCUGAUGGAGAGGUUUGAGGCCGAGUAUGGGACUUUGACGACUCUGGCCCUGUUUUUCGGACCGUUGACGACGAUCCCGGGCGUGCUAUACGUGGUGAUCGAGAGAGCCAUCUUGCGGGCGAACAGUGAGGUUGUAGGCGCGAGCCUAUGGGUGUUCUUGUUGCUGGGUAUGGAGGCCAUUCGAACCUACAAGACGAAUCCGUAUCUCGUCAUUGGCACCGUUCAUAUCCCCACUUGGACGACACCGCUGCUCUUGAUCUUGGUGGUGGCGGCUUUGGUCCCGAGGACUAGCUUCCUGGGCCAUCUAUGCGGUGUUAUCGUUGGAUACGCUGCUGGUUUCGGCUAUGUGAAAUUCCUGGCUCCUCCGGAGUGGGCGCUUCGCUGGAUUGAGUCGCGCCUUAACCUGCUGGCGAUCCUCCCGCAUUAUGUGAGCGUCGACCAGAAAACCUACGGGCGAUUCGGCGUGUUGCCAUCUAACAACCGGACCGGCCCUGGCGGUAGUGCGGCGACGGAGCUUGUGGGAACUACACAGCGCCUGGGACCUUGAACGUGCGUGUGUAUUCAUCUGGCAAUGGCACAGCAUCAUCUUUUGUAAUAUAGAAUGGCAUUGUACUUGGGAAUCAUUUCUGGGUCACUGGUUGGCGUGGCAUUUAAAAGACGGGAUGCUAGAUGGGCCGAUUUGUCGGAUGGUCUGACUCGACCAACUCCAUUGUUACCGUCGUUGUUUAUGUUGUAUGGGAUGGGAGCAACUCGGGAUGCCGUCAUGGACAAUACAGACGGAGGCAGCGAUGACGGGUCGAAUGUACUUCAUUGAUUGGUAGCGCUCAGAUACUCAUUGGCCAAGCCGGCAGUGGUUUUGUUUAUUAAUAUAUUCGUGCCCUUGGGCACAAAAUCAAAA
Messenger RNA from Ilyonectria robusta, 1420 nucleotides. Its product is annotated as rhomboid family protein. The record is from RefSeq and is a predicted model, not a curated record. The transcript is spliced from 5 exons. Gene Ontology annotation, molecular function: serine-type endopeptidase activity. Bases 269 to 1069 code for a protein of 266 amino acids. Lineage: Eukaryota; Fungi; Ascomycota; Sordariomycetes; Hypocreales; Nectriaceae. Gene Ontology annotation, cellular component: membrane.